UCCUGAUCCAUCUUCACCUGGGCAGAUUCUUAACAAGUUCCAUGAGAAGGGCAGUGAUUACCAAAUGGAGUUGUUUUGCUUUCAUUUUGGAAGGUUAACUCGUGACUACCUUGCGUGAGAAUGCCUUUACAUAAGCUGCUUCACUACAAGCUCUUGUACAAGACGACGAUCCUGACCCAUCUUCACCUGGGCAGAUUCUUAACAAGGUUUUUUAGAUUUUUAGAAUGCAUUACACUUCAUUAAAAGGAGAGAAUGUAUAUUCCAGCAUGAAAGGUCAUUUUAAGAGGAUAGACAAAUGGCAUCGUUCCAGAAUAACACUGUUCAUCCCCUACAAUUUAACAUUAUUCUUCUUGGAAAAACAGGACAUGGAAAAAGUGCUUCAGGAAACACUUUACUGAGGAGAAAUGUUUUUAUUUCUAAUGAGAGCCUUCAAGGUGUAACUCAGGAGGUUCAGAUGGCGAGCAAGACUUUUGAUGGAGUGACGCUUAAUGUUUAUGACACACCAGGAAUGUUCAGUCAAGAAAGCAAUGAGAUUCCCAUAUCACUAUAUCAGUCUUUCUUCCAGUUAGAUGAGUCAGCUCACACUGUGAUUCUGUUGGUGAUAAAGGCAGAAAGAGUUGCUGCUGAAGAAAAACAAGCUGUUCGUCUGAUUGGGGAAUUUUUACCAGAAUGUCUUGUACAGAACACAUGGAUCCUUUUCACCAAAGGAGACGAACUGAACAAAAACAACCUCACUAUUCAGCAGUUUAUUGAAGAGACAGAAGAAGUGAAAGAAGUCCUUCAGAGAUUUCAAAACAGAUAUCACGUCUUCAACAACUUCUCACAGAAUCCAGAUCAAGUUAGAGAGUUAAUUAAUAAAAUCAAAGAGGCACCAGAAAUAAUCCCUCCAGAGAUGGGAUUUCCUCGGACAUCACCAGCUGAUCCUGAACAAGAUUCCCUUCACAGGAGAAUCUUACUGGUGGGGAAGACUGGAGCUGGGAAGAGUGCUACAGGAAACACCAUCCUGGGAGAGAAGAGAUUUAAAUCUGAGCUCAGACUAUCCUCUAUAACAUCAGUGUGUGAGGUGCAGCAGGCAGUGGUUUCAGGGAGGAAUUUAUCUGUCAUUGACUCACCAGGGUUAUUUGAUACGAAUAUCAGCAAAGAGAAGUUAAGUAGGGAGAUAGGAAAGAGUAUUUAUCUGACCUGUCCAGGACCUCAUGCUUUCCUUUAUGUCCAUGCUCUUAACAACAAAUUCACUGAAGUGGAGGAAAGUGUUUUAUCAAAAUUAGAGCUGAUUUUAGGAAGAGAGAUGAAAAAAUACACAAUAAUCCUAUUCACCCAUGGAGACUUGUUAGAGGAUAAGAGUGUGGACGAGUUGAUUCAGGAGAACAGAUCUCUCAGUUACCUGGUCAAUGAGUGUGGAGGUAGAUAUCACAUCUUCAACAAUAAACAACUGAGAAACAGAGAGCAGGUCAGUGAGCUACUGGAGAAGAUAGACAGAAUGGUGGGAGAAAACGGAGGAACCUGCUACUCCAAUAAGCUGUAUCAGGACGCACUGAGAUUCAGGCAGGAGGAGGAAAAGAGAAUAAGAGAGGAAAGAGAGAGACUCAGGAGAGAGGAGGAGAAGAGAAGGGAGGAAAGAGAGAGACUCAGGAGAGAGGAGGAGAAGAGAAGGGAGGAAAUAGAGAGACUCAGGAGAGUAGAGGAGGAGAGGAGUGAGGAAAUGGAGAGACUCAGGAGAGCGGAGAAGGAGAGGAGUGAGGAAAUGGAGAGACUCAGGAGAGUAGAGGAGGAGAGGAGUGAGGAAAUGGAGAGACUCAGGAGAGCGGAGAAGGAGAGGAGUGAGGAAAUAGAGAGACUCAUGAUAGAGGACGAGGAGAGAAGGAAGGAAAUAGAGAGACUCAGGAUAGAGGAGGAGGAGAGAAGGAAGGAAAUAGAGAGACUCAGCAGAGAAGAGGAGGUAAAAAGGAAGCAAAUAGAAAGACUCAGCAGAGACUUGGAGCAAUUGAGUGCGGAAAACAAAGGGAGAAACAAAGGUACUUGUAAGAAAGCAGAAGAAGAAGCAAGUGAGAAUGGUUUUCAGGAGUUUUACAGAAAUCACAGUUCUGCUUUUAAUUUAUUUGGUCAAAUUGCACGUGGAGCUUUAGAGAGUUUUGCUCUUAAGUGUUAUUUUAAUUCUGCAACUUUGCCUCUUAAUAUUAUUGUUAGUUUAUUCUUCAGUUUAUCUCGAAAAAUGUUUUAAUUUACAACACAGUAACAGACAAUGAUGGUGGAUGAGUAUCAUGUACACCUGAUAUGAAGUUCUUGCUUUGAGAGCAUCUUGCUUAAAUAACUGUAGGUAUCUUGCUAUGGUCAAGAGAAGGGCAAUUUACAAAUCAGGACUAAACCUGACAAAUCCCAAUGAUGUGUAUUUAGGUAUAUUUUUAGUGGCUGUGUUUAUAAUAUACUAAAAACAGCAAACUAUCCUGCUUUGACUAAAAAUAACGAGUGUAAAUAAAUCAAUUCUUCAUAGUGUAUUUAAUUCUUAUAGAUGUAUUGAUUGUUUGAAACUUAGACCAGUAUAGCAGUAAUAAUAGUUGCUACUAUUAGUUAUAUAAAAUGUUUAUAAG
Messenger RNA from Tachysurus vachellii, 2588 nucleotides. RefSeq names its product GTPase IMAP family member 8-like. The transcript has 4 exons. Lineage: Eukaryota; Metazoa; Chordata; Actinopteri; Siluriformes; Bagridae. Bases 296 to 2221 code for a protein of 641 amino acids. Gene Ontology annotation, molecular function: GTP binding. The record is from RefSeq and is a predicted model, not a curated record.